UACGGACUCUAGUGGACGCUGUCAUUUUGAGUUUAUAACCUGCUGUCAUUUUAGCUCUGCUAAAGAAAAAGAAAAGAGUAUCACAGAGUAUUUACAGAUAGAAUAAACUCGUCGUCAUUAAAUUAGCCUAAACUAGGAAGUCCUGAAGUGUCAUGUGACGGUAAAAAAAAAGAUGGCCGCGGUGCAGUGGCGUUCCCGUGGGCGUAACUAUGAGGCAGAGCUGCAGAGGUGUCAUGCUGAGGGGAUCCCUGUGGAGUUCGGGGACUACCACCCCCUCAAACCUAUCAUGGUCACAGAUACAAAGAGCCGGCGGGGAACCCGUAAAGGCAGCACUUCCUCCUCUUCUUCCUCCUCCUCUUCAGCACCUGCCGACCCCCUCAGCUCCAUGCUGGACGGCACAGACCCCCUGUCCAUGUUCGCCGCUGCCUCUUCCAGCGAGACGUCGGCCUUGCCACGUAGCAGCUCCACUGGGGAUCUCGGGAGGAAGAAGAGAGUUAAGGAGGAGGAGGCGCUUGGAGCAGAUUUUGAGUCCUGGUCAUCAAAGCGAGGAGACAUCCUGGCCAGGUUCACCACCACCGAAAAACUCUCCAUUAGUCUCUCUAUGGGCUCUGACAGAGGAAAAGCUCCCAACCCGGGAUCAUCGGCCGUUUCAGAGAAAGUUCGCACUCGCUUGGAGGAGCUGGACGAUUUGGAGGAGGGUUCCCAGAGGGAGCUGCUGAACCUCUCUCAGCAGGAUUAUGCCAACCGCAUCGAGGAGCUCAACCAGUCCCUGAAGGAGGCCUGGUCCUCUGACCAGAAGGUUAAAGCCCUGAAGAUCGUCAUCCAGUGCUCCAAGCUGCUGUCAGACACGUCUGUGAUCCAGUUCUACCCCAGCAAGUUUGUCCUCAUCACCGACAUCCUCGACACUUUUGGUCGUCUGGUUUAUGACAGAAUCUGGACCAUGUGCUGUGACCCCCGACCUUUGCCAGACUCCUUCACAGCUGAGGAUGUGAACGACACGGCCAAAGAGACGUGCCUGAACUGGUUCUUCAAGAUCGCCUCCAUCAGAGAGCUGCUGCCCAGGCUAUACGUUGAAGCUGCAAUUCUCAAGUGCAACCGUUUCCUCAGCAGAUCAGGAAUCCAGGAGACGCUGCCUCGGUUGACCGCCAUGAUCCGUGGGAUCGGCGACCCUCUUGUUGCUGCUUACGCCAGAGCUUACCUCUGCAGGGUGGGCAUGGAGGUGGCGCCCCACCUGAAGGAGAGCCUGAACGCAAACUUCUUCGACCUGCUGGCCACCUUCCGGCAGAUCAGCGGAGACAGCGUCCAGAGGCAGCUGCACGUCCAGAGGGUGGAGGUACCGGUGUACCUGACGCUCUACUCACCCGCCAUCAGCUGGAUCCUGCAGUGUAUCGCAUACAGAGCUCCAGAGCAACUUCUGACAGAGAUGAUGGAGAGAUGUAAGAUGAUGGCCAAUAAUGCUUUGCUGCUGAACUCGAUAAUGAGAGCCUUCAGACCGGAGUUUGUUGCAACCAGAGCCACAGAUUUCAUCGGAAUGAUCAAAGACUGCGACGAGUCCGGCUUCCCGAAGCAUCUGCUGUACGGGUCUCUGGGCCGCAGUCUGGGCUGCGCCGACCCUCCAGAGUCCGAGAGGCUGACGAUUCUGAACGAAGCCUGGAAGGUCAUCACCAAAGUCCGAAACGCUGAGGAUUACAUGAACUGUGCAGAGAUCUGGGUGGAGUUCACCUGCAGACACUUUACCAAACGUGAGGUCAACACGGUCCUGGCUGACAUCAUCAAACACAUGACCCCCGACCGCGCCUUCGAGGACGCCUACCCUCAGCUUCAGUCCGUCAUCAGGAAGAUCCUCACCUACUUCCACGACUUCUCCAUCCUCUUCUCCAUGGAGCGCUUCCUGCCGUUCCUGGACAUGUUCCAGAAGGACAGUGUGAGGGUGGAGGUCUGCAAAUCCUUCAUGGAGAUCUUCAUCAAACACCAGCUGGAGGUCACCAGGGACCCGGUCAUCCUCAACGCCAUGCUGCACAUCUGCAAAACCAUGCAUGACUCCGUCAACGCUCUGACUCUGGAGGACGAGAAACGAUCUUUGGCUGUGCUGAUCACCGGCUUUAUCCGCAUGGUCUCCUUCGGUCGGGACUUAGAGCAGCAGCUGACUUUCUGUGUGGAGGCCAGAGCCACCUUCUGCAACCUGGAGCCGGUCCUGGUCCAGCUGAUCCACACGGUGAACCAGCUGGCCAUGGAGACCAGGAGGGUGAUGAGAGGGAAUCACUCCCGGAAAACGGCGGCUUUCGUCCGGGCGUGUGCAGCCUAUUGUUUCAUCACCAUCCCGUCGCUCAGCAACAUCUUCAGCCGCCUCCACCUCUACCUACUGUCUGGUCAGGUGGCGUUGGCCAACCAGUGUCUCUCUCAGGCGGACGCCUUCCUGAAGGCGGCAGUCAGCAUCCUGCCCGAGGUUCCUCGCUCCAUCAGCGUGGAGGGGAAGCUUCGCUCCUCUGAGAGCUUCCUGCUGGACUUCAUCAACAACUUCCUGGCCACCCUGCUGGUCAUCCCGGACCACCCUGAGCACGGCGUGCUGUAUCUGGUCCGGGGGCUGCUCAACAUGGUCCAGGACUACACCUGGGAGGACGGCAGCGACGCCAAGGUGCGGAUUUACAUCAGCGCCCUGCCGCUGCUCGCUGCUAUGAGUCAGGACACGUAUCUCUACUCCAUCGCUAAAGUGGACUCCAAUGAGACGCUGUAUGGAGGAGACCCAAAGUUCCUCUCAGAGAUCAACAAGCUGUGUGAGACGCUCAUCGGCCAGAUUUUGGACCAUCUGAAGGGACUUUCUAAGGACGAGCAGAGCACGCGGCGUCAAAGCGCCCUGGCCUUCUCCCUCUUCGGCGUCCUUGUCGCCCACGGCGACCUGAGGAACAACAAGCUGAGCCAGCUGUCCAUCAACCUGUGGAACCUGAGCCACAAACACGGACACUGCGACACUCGGAUUGCUGUUCGGACUCUGGAGUCCAUCAAACAUCAGGCUCAGCUGCCCGCCAUGGCCCACCUGUCAGACACCGUCCAGAGGCUCGCCCUGCAGUCCCGCACCUGAAAGCUCUGCUGGGAAAACAUGAUCAAUGAUGUCACUAAUGUAAAUAAAAUAGAUUAAACUACUAACAUCAACAUGA
Molecule: messenger RNA, 3155 nt
Organism: Cyprinodon tularosa
Lineage: Eukaryota; Metazoa; Chordata; Actinopteri; Cyprinodontiformes; Cyprinodontidae
Gene: vps35l
Product: VPS35 endosomal protein sorting factor like
Exons: 30
Coding region: 173-3079 (968 amino acids)
Biological process (GO): endocytic recycling
Cellular component (GO): endosome
Source: RefSeq, a predicted model, not a curated record